AUGGAGCCGGAGAAGAAGGUGCCGCGGCAUGCGGCCCUGGACUUGCCGCCCGCCGCGCUGGAGGCCGGGGAGAUCGGGAAGGCCGUGCACCCCCGCGGCGGGCGCAGGGACGCGCAGUACGGCACAGCUGGCUUCCGCAUGGACGCUGGCGAGCUGGACCAUGUCAUGUAUCGGAUGGGCAUCUUGGCCGCUCUCCGGUCCAGGGCGCUCCGCGGCCAGGCCGUGGGCGUGAUGAUCACCGCGUCGCACAACCCCGAGCGGGACAAUGGCGUGAAGCUCGUGGAGCCCCUCGGCGAGAUGCUCACAAUGGAUUGGGAGGUUCACGCCACAGCCCUCGCGAACGCGUCCGAUGAUGCCCUCGCCGGCGUCAUCGCCGACCUCGCGAAGAAGUUGGGCAUCAACUUGGAUGACCCAGCCAAGGUGGUCGUAGGCCGCGACACGCGUGCCAGCAGCGUGGCACUGUUCACAGCGGUGUGCGAUGGCGUCGGCGCCAUGCGGCCCUCUGGCGUGCGAUCCCUGGGCCUCGCGACGACGCCGCAACUGCACUACGUCGUGCGCUGCGAGAACACCGCCUCGGGCUACGGCGCUCCAACGCUGGUCGGCUAUGCGGACAAGUACGCCACGGCUUACGAGAGGCUUGCUUCAGGGAGCGCGGCCACGAGUAGAUACUCUGGCGAGGUCGUGGUCGAUUGCGCCAACGGCGUGGGCGCCGUGGCACUCCGCGGCAUGCUCCAGCGCCUCUCCGCGGCAGGCCUCCGCGCGUCGGUGUGCAACGACGGCGGGGGGGCCCUCAACGAGGGAUGCGGGGCUGACUUCGUGAAGAUAAAGCAGGCGGCGCCCAGCGGCGUGAGCGUGAGCCCGGGCAAGCGCUUUGUCUCCCUGGACGGCGACGCGGACAGGAUCGUGUAUUUCUUCUUCGCCGACUCCGGCGCCUUCCAGCUGCUGGACGGGGACCGCAUCGCGCUGCUGCUGGCCCACUUCCUGGCGAAGCUGCUCCGAGAGGCUGGCAUCGAGGGCCUCCGCCUGGGCCUCGUGCAGACGGCCUACGCCAACGGGGCCUCCACUCGCAAGGCGGUGGAGGCGGUGGGGGCGGACAACGUCCUCUGCGCCAAGACGGGCGUGAAGCACUGCCACCACGCCGCUCUGGAGCUGGAUGCGAACGGCCACGGCACCGCGCUCUUCAGCGAGGCCUUCUCGCAGCGCGUCGCGGCGGCAGCGCAGGGCGGCGGCGAGACCGGCGCCGCGGCGGGUCGGCUGCUGGCCAUGCGCGAUCUCAUCAACGAGGCCGUUGGCGACGCGAUUUCGAUCAUGCUGGCGGUGGAGGUCGUCCUGCGCUCGCUGGACUGGUCCUGCUCGGAGUGGCUGGCGAUGUACGCGGACCUGCCCAACCGGCAGGUCAAGGUCAAGGUCGCCGACAGAUCUCUGUUCGAGACCACUGACGCGGAGCGCGUCUGUGUGAAGCCGGAGGGGCUUCAGGCCGAGAUCGACGCACUCGUCAGGCUGCAUCCGCAGGGCCGGGCCUUCGUGCGCCCGAGCGGCACCGAAGACGUGGUGAGGGUCUACGCCGAGGCCGCGUCGCUUGAGGCCACGCUGGCGCUGGCACAGGCCGUGGUGGACGUCGUGUACGCCAAGGCGGGCGGCAUGGGAGACAAGCCGUGGAAGAGCACGGGCAGCCUGAACCAGGAAGGGCACCCCGCCGCGAGCCCACAGCUAGCCGUGGAGCGCUGGGCCCGCCAGGCAGGGACAAUUGGGGACGCGGACCAGCGGAAGCCGGACAAGAGCGAGCGAAGUAAAGGUCCGCGGCGGCAGCACCACGUGCUCUCCCUCGGCGUCCCGGGCAUGCCCGGAGACGGCAGCACGCCGUGGGCGGCCGCGAGUGCCUCGCCGAGGGCUGUGGGCUUGCAGUCCCUGUGCGACAUGUCUCGGAGCGGCCCCUGCGCGCUCGCAGCGAUGCUGCCCGCCGCCGUGCCCCGUGCUGCCAUCGGCUGGUGGCCCCUGCUGCGCGGCACCGCGCCCAGCGGCCCUGCCUGGGGCCACCCCUCGCGGAGGGGGGGCCCGCGGCGGGCGCCCAGGCGCUGGGCGCUGGGGGCCCUGGGCCCGAGAGGCGCGGGCACUGGGCGCGCGGGCGCCCUGCGCCUGAAGUAUCGCCGAUGUCUGCUGCGACUCAGGUACGAUGGCAAUGGCUUCAAGUGUUCGUAUUUCAACCGCAACGAUCCCAUCCAGGCGAAGCGUCCAUGCCAAUCCGUCGAGGGUGCGCUGGAGGCAGCGCUGGGUGCGGUUUCUGGCGGCGCCCAGGUAACUUUGCUGAGCAUAACAGACAAAGGCGUGAGCGCAGAUACGACGUACGCACUUGCCGCAUCGCACGAAGCGGCAUGCGAAAGGGAUACAGGCCUCGAGGUGUGUCGCAACUGGAGCGACCAGACGGUCGAAAAAGCGAAUUUGUGGAUGAGAGAGGCGUGUUUGCCCAUGUCCGUCACGGACAUAUCCAGGUGGCGGAUCCCUUCUCCCGGAGCCACUCCGGCUGCGGUGGGAGGACAAAGAUUUGGUCGGCAGCGUGAUGGUGCAGUCGAGAACGUACGAGUACUUCAUCCUGCCCCAGGCGAAGUUCAACAGCGAGUCCAUGGGCAGCACAAAGGGGUGCUUCGCGUGGCACGUGAACGAGACCGGACGCUCAACGUCAGCGCCAUGCGCGCCGCGGCCCAGCUGUUCGUCGGGACGCACUCCUUCCACGCCUUCACCCACGGGCACGGCCGCGACAAGGACGCCGCGCGGCGCCUGAGCCGAGUCUCCGUCGAGCCGCGGCUCCGGGCCCCGGGCCGAGGGGCUGCCCCGGUCGAGGUGCUCUGCAUCACGAUCUCGGGGGACAGCUUCCUGUACCGGAUGUGCCGCCUCAUCGCCUUCGCCUUGGUCAUGGUGGGCCUGGGGCGGCGGAACGCCGCGUGGGUGUCGGAGCUCCUGGCGCAGAGGCGGCGGUGGCGGCAGCUGCGGCGGAACCGGCUUCGCCCCGCCCCGGCACACGGCCUCCGCCUCGCGGACUGCGCGCUGCGCGCCCCGCCCGACCUCGGCCGGCUCCGCGCCCUGCUGCAGGAGCGGGAGCGCUCGCGCGGCGCCGGCGCCCAGCCCGCCCCCGCCUGA
Molecule: messenger RNA, 3135 nt
Organism: Prorocentrum cordatum
Lineage: Eukaryota; Dinophyceae; Prorocentrales; Prorocentraceae
Source: the annotation of a GenBank genome assembly